Botrytis deweyae is the source of this 840-nucleotide messenger RNA. RefSeq lists its product as uncharacterized. Bases 1 to 840 code for a protein of 279 amino acids. The transcript is spliced from 3 exons. Lineage: Eukaryota; Fungi; Ascomycota; Leotiomycetes; Helotiales; Sclerotiniaceae. The record is from RefSeq and is a predicted model, not a curated record.
AUGAAGCUCAUCAUUGUCGGCUCGACAGACAUACUUGGGCAGGAACUUAUCAAACAAGCCCUUGACAGCAUCGAAAUCACAUUCAUCUUAGCUAUAGCAGGUCCUGGUACAGAUCCAGAACUUAGUAGCCAUUCGAAAUUGGUGACGUCCGCGAUUCCCGAAAAAAAUGAGGAAUGGGAAAGACUAAUCAUCGAUGCUAAUGGAACGCAUGCUUGUAUUUGGAACAUUACACCUAUCAUAGAAGAACCGAGAGAUUUAUUCGGAUAUCCCGACCAAAGAAAGUAUCUCAAUGAAAUUGGAUACGGCGUGGAAUGGAUGGCGAGGCGAUGGGGAGCAAAUCUCGGAAACCCUCCGCCCCCUGGUGUAGCCCCCCUCAAGUUCAUUUACGUGAGCUCUUCGCACGCCAAAAAACACCGGAGUGAGAAUACAGAGCCAACCAAAUUUUCGGUACAGGGAAACGCAGAGGAAAGAGUUUUGAGAUGCGCGGAGGAUCUCGGUGGACAAGUGCAGGCAUGCAUCGCAAAGCCAGGACACAUUGUACGUCACAAAACUGGCAAUGUCUUCAAAGAAAUGGUGCAUGCUGCUGGAUCAUGGGUUCGAGAUAGUCUUACAGGCCGGCUGCCAAGAGUUCAGGUAGAGAAAGUUGCGGCUGCGCUUCUGGACAAAGCUAUCACGGGUAACCACCCAGAAACUCUCUUUAAUAGAGAUUUGAUCAAAAUUGGGGAAGCUGUGCUCAGAGUCCCAGAGGGCGCGGUGACAGGUGGUGGACAGGCAGAAGAGGCGGGUGAACAAGGAGGCGAGACGAAUAAACAGGCAGGACAGACGGUUCAAAACGUUUGA